This is a messenger RNA of Cyprinodon variegatus (sheepshead minnow), 2910 nucleotides long. RefSeq names its product cadherin 15, type 1, M-cadherin (myotubule) (gene cdh15). Gene Ontology annotation, molecular function: calcium ion binding; cadherin binding. Lineage: Eukaryota; Metazoa; Chordata; Actinopteri; Cyprinodontiformes; Cyprinodontidae. The transcript is spliced from 14 exons. The record is from RefSeq and is a predicted model, not a curated record. The coding region runs from base 198 to 2606 and encodes 802 amino acids. Gene Ontology annotation, biological process: cell-cell junction assembly; calcium-dependent cell-cell adhesion; adherens junction organization. Gene Ontology annotation, cellular component: catenin complex; plasma membrane; adherens junction.
GCUGUAGGACACAGAUGCUGUGAGAAGAAAAGGAAGGACAGACGUGCAUAGUAGAAGGACAGAGAGAAGGGUGGAUAGAGAAAGGUUUGAAAGUUUAUGUGAUUUGGCCUGUUUUUGUGCUGUGAAGCCUCAUAGACUCAGAUCCUUCUGUGGUCAGAGGUCUGUGCAGCGUGAGCUUCUGGGUCCUGGAUUUGAGGAUGGCUUUGUGGGUGUUGAUGAGCUGUGUGCUGAGUCUGCUGGUUUUUCAGGUCUGCUGCUCUGCAGAGCAUCAGCACAAUGAGGCAGGGCAGGACCCUAAGACCCUUUACCUCUGGAGAAAUCAAGGGAAAGGGAUGAAGAGAGUCAAGAGAGACUGGAUCAUCCCCCCCAUCAGAGUGUCAGAGAACAGCAGAUAUGUUCCUGAGAAUCUGGUCCAGAUCAAGUCAGACAAAAUCUUCUCAGGAGUGGUGAUCUACAAGUUAGAGGGACCAGGGGUGGACCAGGAGCCCAAGGACCUGUUUGAGAUUGAUGAUAAAACAGGAAUAAUCAGGAGCAAGAAGCCGCUGGACAGAGAGCGGUACAGCAGCUUCACGCUGAAGGCGUUUGCACUUUCCCCCAGUGGAGAGAGACUGGAGAACCCAACAACCAUCGAGAUUGUGGUUCUAGAUCAGAAUGACAACAAGCCCGCUUUUACUCUGAAAGAGUUCUUUGGAUCAGUCCCAGAGUUCUCUCUCCCAGGCACAUCAGUGAUGUCAGUUACAGCCACAGAUGCAGAUGACCCAAUGACAGAAAACGCAGCUCUAAGUUUCUCCAUCGUUGGUCAGGAGAGCAUCCCCCCCAAUGCUGUGAACAAGACUAUGUUUGGUAUUAACUACCAGACAGGAACCAUCUACACCAAGGAUGUGGGCCUGGACCGGGAGGUGGUGAAGAAGUUCAAGUUAAAGCUAGAGGUUGCUGAUAUGGGGGGUGAAGGAUUAAGAGGUGAGGCUGUGGCCAUCAUCACCAUAUCUGAUAUCAACAACCACGCACCACAGUUUCACCAGGCCUUGUACAGCAUUAGAGCCCAGGAGAAUGUUUUCAACGUUGAGAUUGGACGCGUUAGUGUGACAGACAGAGACGAGCCAGGAACAGGGAACUGGGAAGCCAAAUACAGCAUCUUAUCAGACCCAAACAAAAACUUUGCCAUCCAGACGGAUCCAGUCAGCAACGAGGGAAUCCUGACAGUGAUGAAGCCUCUGGAUUUUGAAGUCAAAAGGGAGCACAAGUUGAUUCUGACAGUGGAAAACAUCAAUCCUCUGAGCAGCAAGACUCGAAACCAACCCCUAAGUUCUGCCACAGUGAUGGUGACUGUGGAGAACCAGAAUGAGGCUCCGUAUUUUAAGGAGAACCCCAUACGGAUCGAGGUCCCCGAGAAUGAAAAACCUGGAAAGCUGCUGAAAAGCAACAUCGCCUCAGACCCCGAUCAUUCUGAACUCAGAUUUGAAAUCAGCAAAGACCCUGAAGGCUGGCUGGAAAUCAAAAGAGAAACAGGAGACAUUUUCCUGAGAGGACCCUUCAACAUGAAAUCUCCACAUGUCAAAAACAACAUCUACAGCGCUGUCAUUAAGGUUACAGAUGCUGGUGGGGUUUCAGCCUCUGCAACAGUGAAUAUCAUCCUGGAAGAAACCAACGACUUCCCUCCUCAGCUCGUCCCUUUGAGCAGCUCCUUGUGCUCAGGCGAUAACAAAGCAUCUCCUGGUGUCUUACUGACUGCUGUGGAUGAAGACCAUCAUCCACAUGCAGCUCCCUUCAUCUUUUACAUCGCUGACCCGCUGUCAUUAAACUGGACUGUCUUUGAUUUCAACGAUACUCAUGCAGUUCUGAGACCCACUGUGGAGCUGGAAGCUGGAGAGUAUCAAGUACCAAUGUUGGUCAAAGACUCUGGCAGCCCGUCUCAACGCACUUUAACUCAAGUCAAUGUCACCGUAUGUCUCUGUGACUCCUAUGGUGACUGUAGAUCUGAGUCGGGCGCUUUCUUAGGCUCCAGAGUGGGAGUCAGCUUCAUUGCUCUCAUCAUUAUCAUCGCAUGUAGUUCACUUCUACUGGUGCUGCUGCUCUUGGCUGUGGCCUUAAACGCUUGUGGAAGACGUCACCACAUAAAGAAAGGAUCAGGUCUGCUUGUCGCUGAAUCUGAGGACGAUGUACGAGAUAACAUCCUCAACUACGACGAGCAGGGAGGGGGUGAGGAAGAUGAGAACGCCUUCAAUAUUGACCUGCUGUGGAACCCCCAUGAUGCACCUCACAACCCGUGGUCCUUCUACCCAGGCUCUGGCAUUCCCCGAGGCAAAGAGCCCCUCAGGAAGGAUGCCCCACAUAACCUGCCCUCCCCCACCUACCCAAGGCGGCCUCCUGCAGAUCCCACUGACAUCGAGGACUACAUCAAUGAAGGCUUGGAGGCUGCUGACAACGAUCCCAACGUGCCUCCAUACGACACAGCCCUGAUCUAUGACUACGAGGGAGAGGGCUCAGUGGCCGGCAGCCUCAGCUCCAUUGUUUCAGGAAGCUCAGACGGAGAUCAGGACUAUGAUUACCUCAACGACUGGGGACCACGCUUUCAGAAACUAGCAAAUAUGUUUGACCCACGUUAAAGCCAACAGAACAAGAGCUGCAGCGUUAAGGGCACACAACAUGCCUGAUGUGAUUUUUCUUUAUCAUAAGACGAGAUUGUUCUAAUGAAGAAAAUUAUUUUUGCCUUAUUAGAGCUUGUUUGGACACAAACAGCAAGGGGACUUGAUGCUGCCUUCAGCGUUUUUAGGAAACAGGAUGUGCAUGUGGGAAUCUUCAAUCUCCUGCAGAUCACUUAUGAUGCACACAAAAGACAGAAAAAUAAUUUGUUUUGAUGUUUUUUUUUUUUUUUACAUUUUAUAAGAUGAAUUUUCAGUAUUUUGUGUU